Molecule: messenger RNA, 3189 nt
Organism: Oryzias melastigma (Indian medaka)
Lineage: Eukaryota; Metazoa; Chordata; Actinopteri; Beloniformes; Adrianichthyidae
Product: class I histocompatibility antigen, F10 alpha chain
Exons: 7
Coding region: 511-1545 (344 amino acids)
Biological process (GO): immune response
Cellular component (GO): external side of plasma membrane
Source: RefSeq, a predicted model, not a curated record
UUAAGUCAUAAGUGCUGCAGACAUAACUUUGAACUACUUUUUAAAUGAUUUUAAGUUUGAUUUAAUUUUACCUAAUCGUCUAAAAAUAAAAUAAAUAUAGAAUAAAAUCAAUUUUGGACAUUUUAAUGUUUUUCUUUUAUAUUAAUCACUAAAAAAGGAAUUUAAAAGUGUAUAUAUCAAGGUACUCACCUAUCCUCGAGAAGGUUUUGGGUCUGGAGUGAUCCGACCUGCGGCCUUACGGGUCUCUCAGGAACCAAAGAUGGGCUGAUUGGAGAGAAUCGACCAAUCACAUUUUGCCUUGUGGCACCUUUCAGUUUUUUCUUUUUUUCGUUUUUCUGAUGAAAGCGCGUGCGGGUUGAGUGCGUGUGCGGGCGGAGUUGAGAUGAUGCUGGGAGGGCGCGGGCACAGGUGUGAGUGAGCGCGCAGAGACCGGAUUCAUCGGAGGCAAAAACCGAAGUUAUUUAUCGGAGAGGAGUUUUGUGGGUUUAUGACUUUUUAUCUGUUUAGAAAAUGAAGAUUUUGGGGAUUUUGAGCAUCAUUUUUAUCAGCAUUAACAGCGCAGCGGCUGUCACGCACUCGCUGCGGUUCCUGCACACGGCGGCGGCAGGAAUCCCCGCAUUCCCAGAGUUUGUGACGGUGGUCCUGGUGGAUGGACAGCCUUUCUCCUACUAUGACAGCCAGCUGAGGAGGGAGCUUCCCAGGCAGAGCUGGACGCUCCAAGCCGAAGAGCCGGACUUCUGGGAGAGGCGCACAAAUAAGUCCAUCGUUGAUGAGCAAGUCUUCAGAAGUAAAGUUGAGAUGAUUAAACCAAGCUUCAACCAGACGGGAGGUGUUCACAUCGUUCAGCUGAUGUAUGGCUGCGAGUGGGACGAUGAGACUGGAAGCAUCAAGGGUCGGUGGCAGUUUGGUUAUAAUGGAGAAGACCUCAUGGCCUUAGACCUGAAGACGAGCACGUGGACGGCACCAACUCCAGUGGCCACCUUCAGGAAACACAAGAAGGACAAAGAUAAAGGCUGGGCCAUUCGAAUGAACAACUAUCUUUCCCAGGGGUGUCCUGAUAAACUUAAGAAGUAUGUGAGCUAUGGGAAGAGCACAUUACUAAGAACAGAGUCUCCAUUAGUGUCUCUCCUCCAGAAGAAUUUCCUGUCUCCAGUCAAGUGUCACGCUACAGGCUUUUACCCCGACAGAGCUGUGAUGUUCUGGAGGAAAGAUGGAAAUGAGAUUCAUGAAGGCGUGGAGCAAGGACAGAUCCUCCCGAACAAUGACGGGACCUUUCAGAUGAGCAUUGAUCUGAAACUUUUAUCAGACUCGGUAGAAAAGAAGAGAUAUGAAUGUGUGUUUCAGUUCUCUGGUGCCAAUGAGAGCAUCAUCACCAAACUGGAGGAGACAAAAAUCCAGACCAACGGAGUAAACCCCUAUGAAGUGAUCAUCGCGGUUGUUAUUGCGGUCAUCAUUUUUGCUGCUGUCAUUAUUGACUGGUUUAUUGUCUACAAAGCCAGAAAAGCUGCAGAUCCUUUCAACGUAAAGAAGCAAAUGGAUCUUUGAGUCUGAAUGCAAAUGAAACUCUGCACUCGGAUCUUAAAUGAAGUCUGCACUGAAAAAGGAACCAUAUUAAUAUCCUGGAUUAGUUACAUAUUUAUGAUAAAUUAUCUAAUUUAUAUACCCAAAAAUGUAAAGUGUUGCCAUUAUUUAAUUUUAAAGAAAAAUGUAUUAGACAUCUUUCUUUAGCACAUUAAAAUAGUCACAUAUGAAUAUGUGUUUUCAAACUGGCCUUAAAUAUUGUCAAAUGAAGCAAGGCUUAAUACAUUAUUUUAUUUUAUAGCAGACAUCAUUUUUUUAAACUGUUUUUUUAAGCUAAGAGGCAGUCACUGUUCUUGUCUUAUGCUUGUUCACCAUUUAAUCAACUAGAUAAAAAGAUGAUAACAUUUUAAGAUAUGGAUACAAUCACAAAAUAAUUUUAUUAACAGUCAAAAUAGUUUAAAGAAUCGAUCUGUUCAGGUUUAAAUCAGCCCUUUCUUCACGCAGUGAUACAUGGAUGACACUAAUAGCUCGAUUCUGCACAUUUCAGUUUAUCCCUUCAGGGGUUCCCACAGCCAAGAAGAUUUUUUUUGGAUUCACGCUGGUGGUUUGGCAGAGACUUGAAUUGAUUUUUACUCUGUAUUUUAUCUGGGCUUGGAACCAACUUUGUGGCUACAUUGUUGGUAGCGCAAAAGCUCUUACCAGAGGAACCACACUAGAUGAGGCUCAUUGCAAAACCGGAUUUUUCAUGUGCCAGUCUCACACUUACCUAAGUCAUGGUUAAAAUUAGUCAUGGUUAAAAAAGUGGACAAGUUUGCUAAUGUGAUGAAGAAAAUCAAUUAAAUAUAUAUAUUUUUUACAACAGAUAUAACAGCAAAUAAAAGCAUUAAAUGAGUACUACAUAAACAAGAACAGGCUUGAAGGUUUAAUGACAAAAAAUAAUUGUCUGAACAUAAGAAGUGGAACCAGGUUUUCACCAAGGGUCUCGGGUGUCUUAAAAUCUGUCUUUGUUACGGUUUCAUGUAUGUUUUUAUUUGCUUUUAAAGGUCUGAGGGUAAAAAUGUUUGAGUGUGGGGAAACAAAGAGUUUCUUUAGGGUUUGGCUAAGGAUUGGGGUGGUUACAUGAGGACAUUUGUUUUGUGUUACUGUCUUUAUGAAUUAUAAACUGUAUGUACAUUUUCUCUGGUCAACUUAAGUUUGAUUUAUUAAAAAGAAACCAGGAAAUUUUGUUUGUUGGCCAAUAAAGCACUGAUGUAACGCGUAUGAAUGUACAAACUUCACCUUCGGGCAUGUCAUUGGUUGCCAAAACAAACCAGUUUUCACUGAUUUGCACACGUGGUUUAGCAGAGAUGCAUUUCCUUACACGGUGCGGUAUUUUAUCUGGGCUGGGGAUGGCAGAGGGUCACCCAGACUUGGGGCCCCUAGUGGGUUAGAUAGCCAGUAGGGUGGAGGGUCUUCUCUUCACUGGAUUAAGCUCAGCGCACCACUUGGGAAGUGACCUUGGUUUCCGUUGGCAACGAAGCCAUCCAGCUGCUUGAAUGUCCUUAAACAUAUGGAGAGACAACAGUCUCAAAACAUUUGUCUGUGUGUAAUACUUGACUUGCAACUUGUGUCUAUCUAUUUGUGUGUAACUUUGGAUUUGUGUGAGUAAUACUUGAUUUGUAACUCAUA